AUGGUCACACACGUCGCAAGCGGCGCCGCAGCGACUGCGAUGACCGUGCCAAAGCAUGUCAGGCGCGAAGCACGUCAGCCCAAAACCUUGACUCGCGCACAGCUGGCUGAGCGCAUUGCAAACGGAGAGACGCUGGUGCUGCAUCGCCGAAAGAUCUACAAGCUGGACCGAUGGCUGUCAAGUCAUCCCGGAGGUGAACUUGCCAUCUUGCACUUUGUCGGCCGUGAUGCCACCGACGAGAUCGAAGCGUAUCAUUCGGAUGACACGCUCUCGCGCCUCAUGUCGCGCUUCGUCGUUGGAUACCUCGAUCAAGCCGAUUGGCAUGACUACAGACCACUCGUGCCACCGGUGCAGCUGGGCUAUCGCAAGGGCAAGCUUGACCAUCCGCAUGCCCAAGUGGCAAUGUGGCGCCAUCGUAACACGCCAUCCGCCUCGGUCGUCAGCUCCAAUCGAGAGAGCCAAGAGCCAGAGCCUGGUUCGGAUAGCUCCGAAGAAGCUCUGGUCGAUAGCCUGGUAUCGACUUCUUCGGCUCACAGCCCGCUGCAGCGUCCCGUUCUGUCAACAAAGUCAAGUCCACCAUGCGCUGUCACAACAACCGUAUCUUCGACACUGAUCGUGGAAAGGCCGGAUGCUUUUCCUCUUCCUGUCGACCUGUUGGAACCGCCACCGGAUCCGGAGUCGAUCGAUCCAGCUCGCGAACACAAGAUAUCGCAAGCCUACCAGCGGCUGCAUCAGCAGGUCAAGGAGGCCGGCCUCUACACGCUACAUCCGAUCGGAUACGCGCGCGAGAUGACACGCUACGUCCUGCUCGCCUCUAUCGCUUACGCUUUCUGGUCGCGCGGACAAGCUCAGCUGCGACUGGAGCACUCAUCGGCUGAUCCGACAUCGUUCUGGAAUUCAUCAACCUCCUCGUUUUUGCUCUCAAGUCUGUUUCUGGGUCUCUUUUGGCAUCAGCUCACUUUUUCUGCGCACGACUCGGGCCACAGCGGCAUCACACACUCCUGGCAAUGGGAUCGUCUCAUCGGCACCGCCAUCGCCGACUUUAUCGGAGGUCUCAGCAUCGGAUGGUGGUGCGACAACCACGACGUCCACCAUUUGGUCACCAAUCACCCAGAGCACGAUCCGGACAUUCAGCACAUGCCCUUCUUUGCCAUCUCGCCACAGUUUGUUUUGGCUGGCCAGACCACAGUGAUCAACGGCAACUCAGGCAUCGGAGCGCCUUCCUCCGAGCCAUCCAAGCCUUUGGGUCUGUGGUCAUCCUACUACCGCCGCGUCCUCGAGUUCGACCUACCAAGCCGCUUCCUCCUCAAGCAUCAGCACAAGCUCUAUUACAUUGUCAUGGCUUUUGGACGCUUCAAUCUCUACGCAAACUCGUACGGCUUUCUCGCCACCAAAGCUCGUCGCGACCGUUGGUGGGCGCUCGAGCUGGUCGGCCUGCUCACCUUCUGGUCCUGGUACGGCUUCGGUCUGCUCGGCUCCCUGCCCACUUGGCCCGUCCGCAUCGGCUACCUCAUGAUCUCGCACAUCGUCACGUCACCUCUGCACGUUCAGAUCGUGCUGUCCCACUUUGCACAGUCGUGUGAUGACCUUGGCCUCAGCGAGAGCUUUGCGUCCCGCCAGAUCCGUACCACCAUGGACGUCGAUUGUCCUCCUUGGCUCGACUUCAUUCACGGCGGUCUGCAUAUGCAAGUCUCCCACCACCUCUUUCCACGAAUCCCACGCCACAACCUGCGUGAGGUGCGCGACCGAUUUGUCGUGCCUUUUGCCAAAGAGUGGGGCCUCGAAUACCACGAGUAUGGCUUUACCAAAGGUAAUGGCCGUGUAUUGACCACACUGAAAAAGGUAGCGGAUCAGGUCCACAUUCUUGCCAAGGUCGCAGAGGCUCAAGCUAAGGGAGAGAUUCAGCAUUGA
Mycosarcoma maydis (corn smut) is the source of this 1911-nucleotide messenger RNA. RefSeq lists its product as uncharacterized. Gene Ontology annotation, molecular function: oxidoreductase activity, acting on paired donors, with oxidation of a pair of donors resulting in the reduction of molecular oxygen to two molecules of water. Gene Ontology annotation, cellular component: membrane. The transcript has a single exon. The record is from RefSeq and is a predicted model, not a curated record. Gene Ontology annotation, biological process: lipid metabolic process. The coding region runs from base 1 to 1911 and encodes 636 amino acids. Lineage: Eukaryota; Fungi; Basidiomycota; Ustilaginomycetes; Ustilaginales.